AUGUACACGACGUUGCCUAAUGGUAUCAAAGUCUUCUAUCGCGAAGCAGGCUCCUCAAGCAACCCGACCAUCCUGUUGCUACAUGGCUUCCCAUCAUCCUCAAACCAAUACCGAAAAUUGAUCCCUAUCCUCGCAGAGAAAUACCAUGUUGUCGCCCCAGACCUGCCGGGCUUUGGUUUCACGGAAGUUCCCGCCGCGCUGAACUUCAAAUACACUUUCGCCAAUAUCGCGACCACCAUCGGCUCCUUCCUUGACGUUCUCAAGAUCCAAAAGUUCGCCGUGUAUGUGUUCGACUAUGGUGCCCCGACAGGGUUCCGCCUUGCGCUUGAGCGGCCCGAGGCCAUCACUGCCAUCAUCUCCCAGAACGGUAAUGCCUACGAAGAAGGUCUAUCGUCGUUCUGGGAUCCCCUGCGGAAACUGUGGGCUUCAGAUGCUGGCUCAGACGAGGAGAAACAAUUGCGCGAGAUGGUAUCGGGUGCAGUCUUGUCCUUUGAUGCCACGAAGGGUCAAUAUCUAAAUGGUGAGCCCGAGGCUGAAAAGAUUGAUGACCCGGCGACAUACCAUCUCGACUACGCCCUUAUGUGCCGGCCAGGCAACAAGGAGAUCCAGCUCGACCUCUUCAGGGACUAUGCCUCUAACGUCGCCCUCUAUCCCAAGUUUCAGGCUUACAUGCGUGAGAGCAAUGUUCCCGUGCUGGCCGUAUGGGGCAAGAACGAUGUUAUCUUCCCGCCCCCAGGAGCCGAAGCCUUCAAGAGGGAUGUGAAAUCGCUGAAACUGGUGUUCUUGGACGGCGGGCACUUUUUGGUCGAAAGUCACACCGAAGAGAUUGGGAAGCUGAUGCUGGGUUUCUUGGCCGAAAAGGGCAUUUGA
Fonsecaea multimorphosa CBS 102226 is the source of this 870-nucleotide messenger RNA. RefSeq lists its product as uncharacterized. The record is from RefSeq and is a predicted model, not a curated record. The transcript has a single exon. NCBI's taxonomy places the organism in Eukaryota, Fungi, Ascomycota, Eurotiomycetes, Chaetothyriales, Herpotrichiellaceae. Gene Ontology annotation, molecular function: epoxide hydrolase activity. Bases 1 to 870 code for a protein of 289 amino acids.